UCUCCUGAAAUCUUGUUAACAUGGGGGCCCUGAAAUUAAGGCGCGUUCAUAGUUUGUCACUAUACCCUUCUAAACCAGUCCACACACAUUUUAACUCAUGUUAUGUACCAGUGCCAUUUAGAAUGAGAUCUUUCUCAAUUUUAUAAACUUUUCAAACCCCUAAUCAGAUCUCAUUCCCAAACCCAUUCUGCUAGGCAACAACAUCAUGUGCACGAGGAAACCCACUUUAACAUUCAUCUUCUUCCUCCUCACCCUUCUCCUCACACCCAAAUUUAACGUUGCUGGCGAGGGCGAAGAUGAGUUGGAGGAACUCUUAGCAGUGGACGAGGAAGUGGAGCGGGAAAUAGCAGAAGGGGGUGGCGAGAAGCUAUCCGAAGCAGAGGUUUUAAGCAAAGCCCAAAGGAUCGUUGUUGAGCUCAACAAUGACAACACAGAGAGGGUUGUCAAUGGGAACGAGUUUGUUCUUGUUCUGGGGUACGCACCUUGGUGUCCAAGGAGUGCUGAGCUUAUGCCCCAUUUUGCAGAAUCUGCAACUUCUCUCAAGGAAUUGGGGGCGCCCCUUCUCAUGGCCAAAAUUGAUGCUGAUAGGUAUCCAAAGUCUGCUUCUUUCCUUGGGAUCAAAGGCUUCCCCACUUUGCUUCUCUUUCUCAAUGGCACCUCUCAACCCUACUCUGGCGGUUUCACUGCGGAUGAUAUAGUGAUAUGGGCCAGAAAAAAGACUGGUGCUCCUGUUGUUCGGAUAAGUUCGGUGGCAGAAGCGGAGGGGUUUCUGAGAAAGUAUCAAACGUUUCUCGUUGGUCUAUUCGAGAAAUUUGAGGGACCUGAUUAUGAAGAAUUUGUGAAUGCGGCAAAGUUUGAUAAUGAAACCCAGUUUGUUGCAGUGAGUCAAUUAGAGCUUGCCCAGGUUCUUUAUCCAGAUAUCAAGCUUACCGAUCAUUUUAUUGGAAUUGUUAAGAGCGAACCUGAAAGAUACACAGCAUAUGAUGGAGCUUUCACAAUGAAUAAAAUACUGGAGUUUGUAGACCACAACAAGUUUCCAUUAGUUACAAAACUGACUGAAAUGAAUUCUAUCAGUGUCUACUCAAGCCCCAUCAAGCUUCAGGUUUUAGUCUUUGCAAACUCUGAUGACUUCAAGAAUCUUCUCAAUACUCUUCAAGAUGUUGCAAGAACAUUAAAGUCAAAGAUAAUGUUUAUAUAUGUGGACAUUGAUGAUGAGAACCUUGCAAAGCCCUUUUUAACAUUGUUGGGUCUUGAAGAAUCAAAAAAUACUGUGGUAGCUGCAUUUGAUAAUGGAAUGAGCUCAAAAUAUUUGUUGGAGUCAAAACCAACACAGAGCAAUAUUGAAGAGUUCUGCAAUAAUCUUGUGCGAGGUUCUUUGUCACCUUACUUCAAGUCACAGCCAAUUCCAGAUAAUACAGAAGCUAGUGUUCAUGUCAUUGUUGGGAAAACAUUUGAUGAUGAAAUCUUGAGAAGCGAGAAGGAUGUGCUCUUGGAGGUGUUUACCCCUUGGUGUAUGAACUGUGAGGCCACAAGCAAGCAAGUAGAGAAGUUGGCAAAGCACUACAAAGGAUCAAGCAAUCUAAUAUUUGCAAGGAUAGAUGCUUCAGCAAAUGAACAUCCAAAACUGGAAGUGAAUGACUACCCCACACUUCUACUUUUCAGAGCCAAUGAAAAGGCAAAUCCGAUCAAACUUUCUACAAAAUCUAGUUUGAAAGAAUUGGCUGCAUCCAUCAACAAAUAUCUAAAGGUCAAGAAUCAAGUCGUCAAAGAUGAGUUAUAGAACAUACUAAAAAGUUUUGGGAGAAAACAAUUAUUAAUCAUCUAGAAAGUAAACAUUAUGAAAAGAAACAAAUAUUUUUGUUUUCUUGCAUAAGCAUUGUCUAAUCUUUACCCUUACCCACUCCCUUUUCUGGUGGUCCAAAUAUAAGUUAGUCUUAUUAAAAUUAGGUUUGCAAAAAGCCAGGCAAACCGCAAAUGCCAAAUUAUCAGCAGCACGUAGAGAACUAGAGAACAAACAUACUCGAUACAUCAAACAUUGUAGCGGUCAACUAUAUGGCGUGCCAUGAGCUCAUGUUUGGUUUUACAGAAUACAGAUUCGUACCUCUAAUAAUCUGCUGCAGCCUGCAGUAGAUAUUCUGUGAAAUGAGAGAACUAACUGCUAGCAUGUCAGUAAUUGUAGUACAUGUUUUUUAUCUCA
This is a messenger RNA of Cajanus cajan (pigeon pea), 2197 nucleotides long. It is a transcript of the gene PDIL1-6, whose product is annotated as PDI-like 1-6. Gene Ontology annotation, cellular component: endoplasmic reticulum. The record is from RefSeq and is a predicted model, not a curated record. Gene Ontology annotation, biological process: response to endoplasmic reticulum stress; protein folding. Lineage: Eukaryota; Viridiplantae; Streptophyta; Magnoliopsida; Fabales; Fabaceae. Gene Ontology annotation, molecular function: protein disulfide isomerase activity.